This is a messenger RNA of Acipenser ruthenus (sterlet), 5465 nucleotides long. Its product is annotated as ras association domain-containing protein 8-like. The record is from RefSeq and is a predicted model, not a curated record. Bases 1363 to 2625 code for a protein of 420 amino acids. Gene Ontology annotation, biological process: signal transduction. The transcript has 5 exons. Lineage: Eukaryota; Metazoa; Chordata; Actinopteri; Acipenseriformes; Acipenseridae.
AGCGUUCAUGAUAGAAAAGGAUUUUGAAAGUGGCCCCAGUUUUUGUAUGUGUCUUCAAUUAAUUUUUCCAAUUUAUAAGUGAUUUUGCAAUGGAAAAUGAUAUAUGGGAAUAUAAAAUCAAUUCUGUCAGACCUAAUUGCCUGCUAACAAAACUGGGUUGUCUUCCAUCAUUUUUAAGUCUGCUGGCUUUCCCAAAUUAAUGUUCUCUGUUUCUGAAAGCUGCUGAAUGAUGUAAUUCCUGUUUUUUUUUGGUGCAGUGUAAGACUCUUCCCUUGCCAUUUCACAAUUCUAAGAUUUUAUUUAUCUAGGAAUGCAGCAGAUAACCUAAUGAGAGACUGAACCCAGAAGCCUUAGACGGCAACCAUUAUGAUCUGCUGAGGUCAUAGGUAUAUUUACAUCAUAGCAACUGGCUACACAUUCUAUAUGCUGUGUGUUCUUUUAUAUGCUAAAAAUAGCAGUCAGUGCCGGGACAUUAAGUAGGAUUAUUUUCAUUAGUAAUUUUAAGAUAUGCCAGUGCCACAUUUUAAUAUUUUUAUAUAUACAGAGCCCCCAAACAAAAUUUAAUAAUGGAUACAAGCUCUUGGAGUGCUGUGGUUAUUUCACCCACUCAGCUAUCCUCAUUGCUACAGUACUCCAUGAACGUCUAUGAUGUAUCCUCUAUUGCUCAUUGAAAUGUUCAAAGCUGUCUGUGGAAUAACAUCAGAAUGAAGGUAUGCAAAGAAUUUGUUGUGAUGCCGUGUGAUGAAAUGCAGUCCUGAGCAUGUCUGCACAUAUCUUCUUCUCACUGGGCGCUGCCCCCUGACCAGUGCACACCGAUCUGUUCUCCCAAGGAAGAUGGUCUACUUGAGGGCUAAACAGCAACCGGCAGUGAGAUGGUGUCCCACUACUACCAUCCAAAGAGAUUUCGUGUUGCCUUUUGGAUUGUCGGUUUGUUCCCUGCAUGGGGUUGAAACUGUAUGUUGAGAGAAGUUGGCAAAGAGGUUUUGUUUUUCUUUGUAUUCUUUUUAUAAUUUAAGUAUACAUCUAAACAAUACAUACAAGGAAAAACUGUCCUAUUGAAUAUAUACAGUAGGAACAGCAGUGAGUGCUUAGCAGCACUGUUUGUUAACAUGUAUAAAAAUGAUUGGCUGAGGGGGGAGCUGGACAUUGAUACUAAAACUGUGCCACAGUCAGCAGGUUCUAAGCUAAUGAAAUUCCUUAUGGCUGUGCUUGGAAUUUGGCAAGGAUUGUUUGCUUGAGGCUAUUCUAUAAACAAGGAUGCUAGAGAAGCGGCUCUUCCCACAGUCCCCCGGCAUGGAGGAAUGACAUGUGGUCCCUGAAAAGCUGAAGUUUGGCAGCACUUUUCUUAUCUAAUGGUACAUCAUGGAGCUGAAAGUAUGGGUAGAUGGGGUCCAGAGAAUCGUCUGUGGAGUAACUGAAGCCACAACCUGCCAGGAGGUGGUGAUUGCUCUUGCUCAAGCUAUUGGUCGAACUGGAAGGUACACUCUGAUAGAGAAAUUGAGGGACACAGAGAGACACUUGGCCCCACAUGAGAACCCCAUUGUCUCCCUGAAUAAAUGGGGACAGUACGCCAGCGACGUGCAGCUAAUCCUGAAGCGAACUGGACCUUCCUUGAGCGAGAGGCCUACCUCUGACAGCAUGGCACGCAUACCGGAGAGGACUUUGUACAGGCAGAGCCUCCCACCCUUAGCCAAGCUCAGGCCUCAGAACGACAAGUCGCUCAAAAGGAAGGAACCCAAACGGAAAUCGUUAACUUUUACUGGAGGUGCCAAAGGACUGAUGGACAUAUUUGGAAAGAGCAAAGACACAGAGAUGAAGCAGAAAGCAUUGAACAAUAACUCCUCCAAGGCCAGUACCGAGGAGCUGAGCAAGCUGAUUCAUCUCCAGAAGGAGAAGCUGCAGGCCCUGGAGAGACAGCUGGAGAGCCACGAGGUGGAGCUGCGUUUCUGGGCAGAGAGGAAUAACAACGGGCUAGACGAAGAGAUCAUGAGGUUGGAGAAGAGGGUGAAGAAGAACGAGGUGCAGAUCGUGGAAGAGGAGUUCUGGCAAAAUGAGCUGCAGAUAGAGCAGGAAAAUGAGAAGCAGCUGAAGGAACAGCUGCAAGAGUUGAAACAGAAGACCUGGGAGUGUGAGGACAAGCUCCGGGAGUACACGGCCAAGAUCCAGAGCAUGGAGGCGGGCAUCGAGGCCGAGAAGCUCCAGCAGGAAAUACAGGUGACUCAGCAGGUCAAUGAGGAGGAAGUAAAGGCCAAGAUCCUCAGAGUCAAAGGAGAGCUUGAUAUCCAGAACCAGAACACUGCCAGGCUGGAGAACGGCUGCAGGGCUGUUGAGAGGUCUUUGGGUCAGGCUGCCAAAAGAUUGCAGGAGAAAGAACAGGAACUGGAACAGCUCACCAAGGAGCUGAGGCAAGUGAACCUACAGCAGUUCAUCCAGCAGACAGGAACCAAGGUCACAGUGCUGCCAGCAGAGUCCACUGAGGAGGAGCCUGCCCAGCUGGAGAACGAGUCAACAGCCCAGACCAACUCCCUGAAACGCCCAAGCUCAUCUCGACAACUACCCAGCAACCUGCGGAUUCUGCAGAACCCACUUUCCUCUGGUUUCAACCCUGAGGGCAUCUAUGUAUAAUUUUAAUGUGUACCUCCAAUUGGAACGUUAACAAGAAGAUUCAAAGGCACCACACCACUUUCUUCCAUUGCUGCAUGACUUUGCUCUGAAGUAGAAGCCAAAGUAUUACUGUGUGUCACGGAAGUCUGUACCAGUUGAGCCGUAACCCAUUGCACUGAAGCUACAGAAAAACUAAGCAUCUCUCCCUGGAGUUCUAAUUAAUAUACAGUGCUGACGAGCUUUCCAAGGGACAAAGCAGUGUUAGCCUAUUGACAGUCGGUGAUGCAACCAAAACAUACAGUAAUGGAAUACAAUUGAUUUGUACAGGAAGCAGAAAAUACAGCGGAGUGCCUAUUUUUCCUGUUUGUUUUGUGUUGAGCAUGGCAAUUACAUGUCAAUUAAUGAAGGAAGGUUUCAAACAAUUAAAUAUCUGAUGUUUGCUCAGUAGUGAAACGUGGAAUGGGGGAGUGGGGGGGUUGAUUCAGCUGCAGUUGAAACUUGAAUUCAUUUGAACCAAACCUGAUGACACUGUGGCCCAUAAGUACCAAAGGUGUGAAAGGAGUUAUGGACAGGAAAAGGUGUUUUGAAGCUGCCCGAUUUUAUGUUAAACUAAAAAGCCUUAUGUAGUGUGUUAUUUUUUGUUUUGUUUUUUGUUUUGUUUUGUUUAAAGCUUGGCCUGCUGUAAAUUCAAAAUUUAACUUUCUGACCUUUUCUAAAAAAAAAAACAUUUUAACAAGCAUUCAGACCGAGUGUGUAAAUAGGUACAGUAUUAAAACUGAACAUUAACUCAACAUGGUGUAAUUUGGCCUGUACAAAAACUUUAUCAAAUUGGUUUAAACUAGUUCUCAAUAACCUGGAACAGUGCUGCAGAUUUGCUGAAGUAAAUUCCUUUUGUAUUUGAAGUCACAACUCUUUAUAUACCAAGGGUCUGGGCAAACAUUGCUGGUGUAAACUAAAUUACAAGUUAUUUGCCUGAGCCAUCAGAUAUCCAGCCAUUGUUUAAGAUGGAAGGGUCAUUUUCCAUACCCUUAUGAAAAUGAAUGUGAUCAUAAUUAAUGGUGGCUGAAAUUUGUAGAAAUAAAAUCGCCUCAAGAAUGGAGUGUUAUCAGAUCAGUAGCUUUCAUGUAAAGUACAGUAGGAGGACAAGCUUAAAGAAUAAUAGAUGUGAACAACUAUAACAUAGAUAAGCAGGCCUGCCCAUUCAAAUAACUCAACUUUGAAGCUGUAGUAUAUCGAUCAACAGAUGCCAGGCUAAUCUAAUGUCCUCUGCUUGUGUAUCUUAGAUCAGUGGUUCUCAAACUUUUUGGACCAUACCCACCUUCCUCUUGUCUGUGGUACUUGACCUCCAGCCCCCAUGUGCACAUGUACAUAUACCCACAAAAUCCAACAUGCCACUGGCUUAUCUGUAUGUCACUGAUGUGUGUUUUUAUUUUUUUCUUUUGCAUGAACUAGCCACCAAUCCAUCUUAAGAGCAAACUUAACACAGCAAAUAAUAGUUUACUGAUUGUGUCCAAAGCUUACCAAUGUGCACACUACAUAGUAAGCCAAAAAACAACAUACAUCACCAGAUGGCAUCAGACUUCGGCCAAUAAUAUAAUAGCUUAAAUAAAAGGCACCAGUAAGAUUUGCUUCAAGUUUAUCUAUCUAUCUCUAUCUAUCUAUCUAUCUAUCUAUCUAUCUAUCUCACCCUGAUUGUCUGGGGUAAGAGUUAUCUGCCUCCUUUGAUUCACUGUAUUAGAAUACAAUUUUAGAACAGGAUAAUUCUGUUUGCAAAAACAAAAUCUUAAUUUGAACACCAAUGUUAUGUUGCAGCUAUAGUUUGUGCACAAAGACACUACACAAAAUUAUAGACUGUAUAUGCUAAAUGUACUUUAAGCAAUAAACAAGCUUGCCAGUAGAAGACAUUUAAGUUUUUUUUAUUUUCAUUUUAUUUUUUUUUAUUUUUAUUUUUUUUACUUUUCCCUACAAGUCCGAGUCAUUGACUGCAGAAUGAGCCAGCCAAAAUGUUUAAUUAAAUAAAAAUCAAAGUGAGACAAAAAUGAACAAAAAGUCCUUAGAUUUAAUGUUCUUUCCAGAACUACAUGGUUUGAUCUUCUUUAUUAAGCUACUGACACUGACAGAAAAGGUAAUAAGUGAUAAUGUGGUAAUAAGUGACUUCAAAUAACUUGAAUGUUCUGCAGUUUUGUUUACGGGAGCAUCCAUUGUGAUGCAUUUUAUAAGCAGGAAGGGAAUAAUAGCUUUUCCACUGCGUUCCCAGCUUUGAACUUGUUGUUUCACCAAUGAGGAAUAUGUAAUGUAUGAAGAAAGAUUUUUGUGAGUGCGUAAUGAGGAACGCACAGGAAUAGUAUUUUUUUUUUUUUUGGGGGGGGGGGGCAACAGGACGCAUGCCUUAUAUUAUACAACAUUGUGUACAUAAUUACAAAUUGUUCAAUAAAUAUUUUUUUUUGAAGAGGUGUAAAAUAGCACAUAGUACUGUACAGGAUAUCUACCGUUACAUUUUUUUUAUUAUUAUGCCAUCUUACGGAUUUGUUUGGAGAACGGGGAAAGACAAGUGCAUGUUUGUACACUCGCUGUAAUAUAAGCAUGUUUUGGAUGAUGGAUAUAAGUUGUAUAGUCUUGACAAAACAAACGGUUUGUAAAUGUAUUUAUUUAGCGCUGAUGCUUUUGAUCUGUUAAAACGAUCUGUUACAUUAUUCUGUGAAAUAUUAAUAAGCUGCAUUCAAAAGCCAACUUUAAUUUGUUUGUAAACAAAAGGGUUAAUAUGAAAACUAGCCAUGUGUGAAAUGGCCCUUAAUGCAAUAUAUAUAUAUAUAUAUAUAUAUAUAUAUAUAUAUAUAUAUAUAUAUAUAUAUAUAUAUAUA